AUGACUCGCCGACGAGGUGCUCUACAUGCUCCAUCUCAAGAACAAGAGGUGUCCGGUCUAACUGCUGGUCCCGGUACUCCUUUUACUCCUGCUGCCGAUAUUCCUCUUCCUCCUUCAUCUCCCAUUCUCGAAAAUUCUCCUCGGCAUGAAGGAACCAUCCAGGGUCCCGAACCUCUCAACAGGCAGAACCUUGGGACGGACGAUGUUGAUGACAAGCCUCCCGCGCCUGCUUUUGCCCCUCCUCCCGCCCCCGCUUCUCCUGUUCCUCCCACUGUGGUUUAUUCUUCAAGUCCGGCACCUGUUCUCGCGCCAGAGCCCACCACUACUCGCGGACAUCGAGUCAAGGUAGCCAAGGAGCCCGAACCCUUCAGUGGCAAUCGUUCAAACCUCGAAUAUAUCAUCUCCAACAACCGACUCUACUUUGACACCUACCCAUGCUCCUUUGUCUCAGACAAAAAAAAGAUCACCUAUAUGCUUACGAAUAUUUGUGGUCCUGUUUGGGCAGCCUUACAGCCUUACGUCAACCAGGAGCCCUGA
Messenger RNA from Cryptococcus wingfieldii CBS 7118, 537 nucleotides. RefSeq lists its product as hypothetical. The record is from RefSeq and is a predicted model, not a curated record. The transcript has 2 exons. NCBI's taxonomy places the organism in Eukaryota, Fungi, Basidiomycota, Tremellomycetes, Tremellales, Cryptococcaceae. Bases 1 to 537 code for a protein of 178 amino acids.